Messenger RNA from Lizanozyma spartinae, 1065 nucleotides. It is a transcript of the gene CCP1, whose product is annotated as cytochrome-c peroxidase. Gene Ontology annotation, molecular function: peroxidase activity; heme binding. NCBI's taxonomy places the organism in Eukaryota, Fungi, Ascomycota, Pichiomycetes, Serinales, Debaryomycetaceae. The transcript has a single exon. Gene Ontology annotation, biological process: response to reactive oxygen species; cellular response to oxidative stress; hydrogen peroxide catabolic process. The record is from RefSeq and is a predicted model, not a curated record. Bases 1 to 1065 code for a protein of 354 amino acids.
AUGUCUGCUGCUACAUUAAGACAGAACACUUUCUCCGUGGCCAAGAUGGCCUCCAAGACAUCUGGUAACAGUGCCAGAUGGGCUUUGGGUGGUGCCUCUGUUGCUGCCAUUGGUGCUUAUCUUUACUACAACAACAAUAACAAUAAUAAGAAUAACAAUUCUAAGAACAUUAUGAAGGCUGGUUUGUUUGGCGGUGCCACUUUGAACGCAGCUGCUGCCAGCUCUAAGACUUUUAACGAUUACCAAGCAAUCUAUAACGACAUUGCUGAAAAAGUUAGAGAAAAUGACGAGUAUGAUGGUGGAGCUGGUUACUUUGGAAUCUUGACUCGUUUGGCAUGGCACUCUUCUGGUACUUAUGAUGCUUCCAAAGGUUCUGGUGGUUCCUUUGGAGGUAACAUGGUUUUUGCACCUGAACAAUAUGAUGGUGCCAAUGCUGGUUUGGCUCCCGCACGUGACUUCCUUUCUGAAUUCCAAUACAAGUAUCCAUGGAUCUCCAGAGGUGAUUUGUGGACCUUGGGAGGUGUGGUUGCCGUCCAAGAAGCUGGUGGUCCAAAGAUCCCAUGGAGACCAGGUAGAGUCAAUGCUACUGAUGGUAAGAAGGGUGCUCCAAACACAUUACCUGAUGCUUCAAGAGAUGGUAAGUAUGUCAAGGGAUUGUUUGGUAGAAUGGGCUUCAAUGAGCAAGAAACUGUUGCUUUAAUUGGUGCUCACUGUUUGGGUAAGUGCCACAAGAAUGCUUCUGGUUACGAAGGUCCAUGGGGUCCUUCUUUCAACAUGUUCACCAAUGAUUUCUUUAAUUAUUUGUUGAAGGAUUGGCAAGUGAAGCAAUGGGAUGGUCCAAAGCAAUAUGAAGAUGUUGAAACCAAGCUGUUUAUGAUGUUGCCAACUGAUAUCGCCUUGAAGGAAGAAAACUAUUUCCUUAAAUGGGUAAAGAUUUAUGCUGAUGAUGAAAAGAAGUUCUUUAGUGAUUUCUCCAAGGCUUUUGCCAAAUUGUUAGAAUUGGGUAUCCAAUUCCCUUCUUCAGUUAAGCCAUUUGAAUUCAAGACUUUGGAUGAACAAGAAUAG